This is a messenger RNA of Loa loa (African eye worm), 402 nucleotides long. RefSeq lists its product as hypothetical. The record is from RefSeq and is a predicted model, not a curated record. The transcript has 2 exons. Bases 1 to 402 code for a protein of 133 amino acids. NCBI's taxonomy places the organism in Eukaryota, Metazoa, Nematoda, Chromadorea, Rhabditida, Onchocercidae.
AUGCCAGCAGAAAUUGCAUGUGGUAUCAUCGUCAACAGUUUCAAUGGACUUACAGUUGGUUCGAAUGAGCUUAAUGGUAUCGGAAAUGAAAUUAUUAAUUCCGUUGAUUACAAUAGUGAUCCUGAACAUGUUUCAUCUAUCCUGCGUGAUGUUUUCACACAAUCUGCUGCUUCAUCUAUUCCGGUAUCAUCUUCUGUAGUCAUAAAUUCAUUCCAAGGUAACGUUGUUGGAGCAAAUUCACUUCAAAAUAAUGCUGGAGUAUCGCUGAUACCAACAAGAUCUAUUGGAAUUAGUGGCAAUUCGCGGAUUAAUGAAUGGGAAUUAUUUCGGAUACGAAUGCGAAUUUGGGCAGCACAAUUACAAGCAAGAUAUCGAUUGGUAAGUGUGUAUUAUCAGUGGUAA